Messenger RNA from Ectocarpus sp. CCAP 1310/34, 3726 nucleotides. The record is from the annotation of a GenBank genome assembly. Lineage: Eukaryota; Phaeophyceae; Ectocarpales; Ectocarpaceae.
AUGAGGAAGAUGUUCGACUUUGCAAUCCCCACACACAGCAGCAGCAACCCCAUCGAGCACCUCUACACACUCGAGCUGCUGUAUGCCCGCCUGCGCGAAAAGGGACUCAAUGCUGUACCAACAAGCGAAGUUCCUGUUGAAGAAGGCAUCGGCGUUAGUUCCCUCUCACCCGAGUACCAACAAGCGAAGCUCCGGUUGAAGACGGCAACGGCGCUGGAUAGGGCUGAGAUCGUCGCCAUCGUGAGCACGGUGCACGCGAGCCUCCCGGAGGGAAGGAAGGCCUCGAAGGGCCAGCGGAAGGCGGAACAUACUUUCCUCGCGAGGGACGGUAGCGGCGGCGGAGGAGCGCCGGGCCGCGGCAACAGCGGCCGCCCCAAGGGUGGCGACGGCGGCGGCGGCGACCAGAACCUGCGGAUGGAGGACCAGGUUUCAACGUUGGCACGACGGAAGCCCCGGGGCCCACGGGGUCGCCCGCGCGCGAUGCGCGGGCGACGCAGGCGAUGGCGCCCCCUCGAGCAGGGGGGGCGCGAGCGUCCCCCCCUCUACCACGUCGGCGGGCAUGGUCGAUGUGGGCUGGCGAGGACGACCGCCACAGCGGCAGCCGCGGUAGAAGCGGAGGCAGUGGCAACGGCAGCGGCAACAGCGACAGCGAGACGGAUCUCCCUGCGCUCCGUGGGCCAGAGGCCCGGAGGCUCGCCCGCUUUGACAAGCCCGCGGAACACCAGCCGCCGCACCAGGGAGAACCCUUACCGAAACCCGAGGUACGAGUCGCCGUCGCCGCCGUCGCCGACAAGUGCCGAACCCCUACUCGCCUCGGUGGCGAGCCUGCCCACGAACAGCACGGAGGAGUUCACCCGCUGGAUUCUCUCGGCGGUACUUCACGUGGCGGAAGGGCUGGAGGCGAAGGUGGUGCGAGAGAUGCUGUGUGAGCGCGCGGAGGAGGCCAACACUGCGCGCCAAGAGGCGGAAGACUUCCUGCUGCGAGCAGAGGACCCGAUGCUCAACUCGCCAGACGCCUUCCCGACAGCUCUGGCGUGUCUCGAGCUAUGUCAUGAAUCCCCCAUAGCCAAGCGUCCGGUUGACGUAGAACCCCCCCCCAUGACCGUGGCAGGCGUUGUCAAGUCAAACCAGUGGGGGUACCGCUCUGUUGAUACGCUAGUCGAGAACGGGUUCGAGCAGUGCAAGGCGGAUCCGUGUGUUUUCCGCAAGAUGGUGGACGAAUGGCCUUUGCUUCCGGGGUUGGCGAUGACGGAUGGAGGUACCGUAAUCAGCCAUGAUAGAAAGACGCAGCGCAUUGUGUCUUUCUCUUCGACUGAGGCCAAAUCAACCCGCACUAAGCACAUCGACGUGCGCUAUCGCUUCAUUCGCGGGUUGUUUUGGUCGGGGGACAUUUCUAUUCAGUAUGCAUCGACGCCGGAGCAGCAUGCCAAUCUGCUCGCCAAGGGGGAGGGAUGGCACCUAGACAAAGGUCGAUUGCUGCACGAGACCGAGGCGCGGAAAGAGCCCGAAUCCCGGAGCGCUGGCCGUGUGUUCAACGUCGAGUUCGCCUCCAUCCCCGGCCUCGACGAGCGCGGUGACCGUCUUUGGAUGGAAUCGGCGAAAUGGGCCGCCGACGCUCUCAACCAGUCGGCGACCAAGGCCAACCCCGCACGGCGCUCGCCGCACGAGAUGUUCACCGGCGAGCAGGGGCCUUUCCGCGUGCUGCCGUUCUUCCAGCCCGGCUUCAUGCGUGAGGAUCGCCGCACCAAGCUCGACGACCAGGCCACCCUCUGCUACUACCUGAACGGUGGCGACAACCACCCGAGCAGCACCGUCAAGGUCCUCAAGGCAUCCACCGGCCGCGUCGUCUACACCAACAACGUGUCGUGGGUGACGUCGGCGCCAGCCGGCGAGGGGGGUUCCGCUGGUAUCACCGCUGCGCCGACACCCCCCCCGUUCACGCCGCCGGUCGUCUCGAUCAACUUUGGCCCAGCACCGACGCCUUCGACCGCAGCACCGCCGCCGCCAGCGACCACGCCGCCGCCCGCUCCCACGCCUUCACAACCGCCCUGUGCUACUUCGCCGUCACCGUCGGCGACCCCCGCUCCUGGCCAGCCGUCCUCUGCCUCUUCGCUGUCACCGUCGGCGACCCCAGAUCCAGACCAGCCACCGCCCCCGCCGGACCCCGCGACGCCCCCGCUUACGGCUCACGCCAUGCGGCAGCUUCGCCCGGGUACGAAGGCCGAGGGUAUGACAGACCCGCGGCUGCCAAGCCGUACGAGAUCGGGCACGAGGCACAGCACAGGACUCAUCUCGAUGCUAGACAGGAACACUCUGGUGUCGAUGCUGGAGGCUCGGAGCGCGGUGGAUAAGGAGCGCAGGGAGCUGGGGGGGGCGGAGGCCGGAGAGCCGGGGGGAGCGGGGGCCGGAGAGCAGGCGGGAGCACUCGCAGCAGUGGACCCGGGGGCUGCAGGAGCGGGCUUUCCACUCGCAUUUGCCACGCUCCUCGCCAACCGGGAAGACAUCGACGCCACGCUGCGAGACCAGCGCCCGCCGGAGCAACGCCCUGACCUUCCGCAUUGCCAGGCCAGCGACCUUCGUGUCCCCAAGAGCUACAAAGAGGCCAUGGCGUCGGAGCACCGGCACCUUUGGAGCGACUCUAUGCAAAGGGGACAACUAGUGGAGAACGCAAUUAACGCUAAGUGGGUAUUCGAUUGGAAGGCAGAUGAGUUUGGAUGGCCCACUAAGGUUAAGUCGAGACUUGUAGCGAGAGGUGAUAUGCAGAGAGAGUACAUUGACUUUGGAGAGUUGUACGCGCCUACCGUUUCUGUUUCAUGUGUUAGGAUGUUGGCUGCUUUGGCGUGCGAGUUGAACCUCGACUUGUGUCAUUUCGAUGUUGAGCAAGCUUUUGUGCGUUCGGAGUUGGAGGAAGACGUGGACAUGAGUUUGCCGCAGGGAUGUGGAGCUCUAUCUGGAAUGAUUGUACAACUAGGCAAGAGUCUGUAUGGCUUGAGACAGCUAUCAAGGCAGUGGCAUGCAAUGCUGAAGAAGUGUUUGGUGGCGUUAGGUUUUGAGCCGUGCAUGGCCGAUGCUUGUGUGUUGACGAUUUCUCAGCAGACUUUCACGGACGAGCUAGCAGCAGAAUAUGGAGUAGUGGGAGGUAGGAGCGUUCCGAUGUCUUCGGGUGUGAAGCUUUCUGAUUUUGAUGCGGAUGAGGUGGCGACAGAGUUUCCGUUUCGUGAGCUGGUAGGAUCGUUGAUGUGGCUGGCGACUCAGACUAGACCAGACAUUGCGAAUGCAGUAAGGGCAGUAGCUAGGUAUUGCGCAUCUCCGAAGCUGGUACACUGGAAUGCAGCGAUGGAUAUUUUGGGCUAUGCGAGGAGGACGAGUCACUUUGGUAUUUCGUUUCAGAGCGCGGACUUUGCAAGCAAGGCAGCAGACCGUAGGUCGGUAUCAGGGGGGAUCGUGACGUGUGGAGGAGGCGCUGUGUCUUGGUUUUCCAGAACGCAGAAGUGUGUCACGCUUUCGACCACCGAAGCAGAGUACGUCGCGCUAGGUGACGUAGUGAAGGAGAUUUUGUUUUUGAGGCAGAUUUGGCGUUUCAUGUUGCCGCAGGUCGGCAUGCCGUGCAUCCCCAUCUUCGAGGACAACCAGGGGGCGAUUCAACUAGCGCAGAACCCCAUCUCAAACUCGAACUCGAAGCACAUAGACAGAUGUAAGGCACCAUUUUCUCAGGGAACUGGUUGA